CUCAAAGUAUGUUAUAUGAUCGUUUCAAGUAUUUCUCAAGUACUCUUUCUCCUCAAGAUGUAAAUCAUCUUUUGGGCAAGGGUUCUUCUCUCUCAGCAUCGCUAAAAACGGCCGGUUACUCAAAAUCAUCGAUCAUAAAUGAUAUCACUCCUCUCGUUGGCCCUGUCGACGGGGAAGUCCAGGCGAGAUCCACUCUUACCGGGCCCAGCUUGAAAAAGAACCCGGCAAUUCAAAUGACAGGAUCUGCUGCUUUCCCUCUCCCCCCCCCUUUCCCUUCUCUCUCUUUCCUCUCUCAAACUUUCUAUCGUGCACAACAAAUGGGCACCGCACCGUAUUGUACCACAGUAUGUUUGAGGGGGGGAGAGCCGUUGGGAGGCGAAGGGCCGACCCACGCGCAGACCGGGCGAGCCGCUUUUUUUGCCUUAGGCGAGCUGUUCCGUUAUUGACGGGCCCACGGGAGGAGGACCAGGCACGUAUGUAUGUACAUGUAGUGUGUAUGCGAACAGGAGGAGCCGAGUCGAAGCUCCCCGCUCUCUGAAAAGGGGGCUCCCGUCGAGGUGGGCGCAUAGUGGUGCGUGCCCACCUCAUCCUCCACUUCUCAUGGUGCGAGUCACGAAUGCGAAUUGUAUGCUGUGGGUUUGAGAAAGUACCUACUAUGGUACCUGAAGAGGGAGGGGUGCACACAUCCACACACACUCUCUCUUCUUCCUGAUUUUCUCUAUAGCACACAAAAUACUGGGUUUUUUUGGUGGUUUUUUAUUUAUUUAAAUUCUUUCUUUUCCAUGCCUGAACCCUCCUCCCGAGUGCCCGCGUCGUAGGAGCCACCUUUGAUAGCGGGGAAGGCAAACCGGGAGCCUGGGUCCUGGGUAGCACAUGGCAUGGUUUGGAAGGGGGAGGGGGCGUGCUAGCAAUGUUCUUGUAGCCGAACCUAGGCCUGAAUUUCUCAAGCGGGUUGAGGCUUAUCUUAAUUUUUUCCCCGUGCAAUAUACGAUCUCAGGUACUUGAUUCAUACAGAAUCCCGUGCUGAAGCCCUCCUGACAAAUAUCAGCUCAAAAAUCCCGACAUGGACACAAUGGGAAGAGGAGGGAUGAAUUAUCAGAGGAAAGAGAGAAGAGAGGGAGACAGAGGAGAAGGAAGGGUGGUAUGUAUGAUUUAUUGCAUGUACACUAGAUGGUAAUAUUGAAGACCUGGCUGUCGGCACCGGGAGCGCCAACUACCCAUGGCCGUAGCAGCAGCAGCCGAGUGUCUCCCUGGCCAGGGACAGCAUUUUGCCGUGACAGAAGACACAGUACGCCGGGAAGCCUUCAACCGUUCCGUCAUCCCUCGGAAUAUGGUGGCUCUCGGCCAGCCAAGCGACAUGCUGAGGAAUCAUCAGCCAAAAUCCUGCGCGCAUCUCUACGGCAGAGCGAGCAUCAGUCCAGCCGAGGAAGAGCAGCAGCAGCAGCAGCAGAACAAGAAGAAGGAAACCACCAGGAGACAAAUAAAGGAGGAGGAGGAGGAAGAAGAAGAAGAAGAAGAAGAAGAAGAGAGCGGGUCGUGUGCUGACUUUCUUGGGGCAAAGGAGGGGUGA
Molecule: messenger RNA, 1570 nt
Organism: Cryphonectria parasitica EP155
Lineage: Eukaryota; Fungi; Ascomycota; Sordariomycetes; Diaporthales; Cryphonectriaceae
Exons: 3
Coding region: 9-446 (145 amino acids)
Source: RefSeq, a predicted model, not a curated record